This is a messenger RNA of Protopolystoma xenopodis, 609 nucleotides long. The record is from the annotation of a GenBank genome assembly. Lineage: Eukaryota; Metazoa; Platyhelminthes; Monogenea; Polystomatidea; Polystomatidae.
AUGGCAGACAAAAGCUCGGCACGGAUCCAUUGGGCGGUUCAGGGCGGCCAACUGUGGCGAAAGUUGCUAUAUCGGAAGAUAGAUGAGACUAUCGCUCUGACCGGACGUCAUGAAGGUCUUGGAUUUUCGACCAAGGAUGCCAUUAUCUCAAGAAUUUUAUCCUUGGCCAAGGUGACACAUGCACUUUACCUGGUGGAUCAUCCACCAUUGACACUGAAGGGUGCCUGGAAGAAGCUUGUAUCGUCUCAACGCAAGCGAGCUGUGAUGGCCUGCUUCCGAAUGGUGCCUCUAUAUGCACUGCCUCGGCAUCGUGGCAUUAAUCUCUUCUUGAAUAGUUACGUGACCGAAUGGCUUGACUACGAGGAGUCACCAGGUGUCCAACUGAUUGAGGAUGUGACUGCCGAAGCAGAAGUUCCAGGCUGUGGUGGAGUGGUUGUUGCCACUCCCGCCAGCGAGGACCAGCUGGCGGUGAGUUCUUCUACAGGCAAGUUUGGGUCGGGCGGCACGGACGUAAAGGAAAUGGUAACUAAGACGGGUAGCAGCAACAAAUUAGAAGAUAAAGAUGCAGAAAGGAAACACGAUUCGGAAGGUGAGCUUAUUUGGCUUUAA